This is a messenger RNA of Leptinotarsa decemlineata (Colorado potato beetle), 3224 nucleotides long. RefSeq names its product exostosin like glycosyltransferase 3 (gene botv). Gene Ontology annotation, molecular function: glycosyltransferase activity. NCBI's taxonomy places the organism in Eukaryota, Metazoa, Arthropoda, Insecta, Coleoptera, Chrysomelidae. Gene Ontology annotation, cellular component: membrane. The record is from RefSeq and is a predicted model, not a curated record.
AGUAGUUUCAUUUGUGAAUAGACAUGUUUCAUUCUAUUCAUUUAAAUAUGGAUCAUUUCAUGGUCCUUAAAACUUUUUUGUAUAUCUAAUACUAUUUUGAGAUAUAUUACUAUUAUUACUAUUUUUGUUGAUGAAUGAAAAAUAAUAAUAAUGUCUAUAAAUACCUGAAGUUUGGGAAAAACUUUUGGAAAAUUCAUCAAAAAUGGUUGUAUUGAAUCCCGAGACUGGUCGGGAUCUGUGCAGCUGGUUGGGUCAUGUGAAGCUGUCUCGAAUAGUUGUAAUGGUCCUAGCCAUUCUAAUAUUUACACCUCUCAUCACACAUUUUUACUUGUCCAAAGUAGAAAGAAGUUCCUACCUCAUUGAGCACAGCGCACAUUCGCACCAAGACCUUCCCGAAGAAUUGUACGCUUUCAAAGAGUCUGAUUUAAGAGUAGGCGUAGAAGAAUUACUCAGAAUUAGGGGUUCGGUAUUGAGUGAAUUGCGAGAUAUCGAGAAAAAACGACAACAAUACAAACAAGAAAUCCAGAGUUACCUCAAGAAUAUAGAAGAAUUGAAACAGGAGCUGUCUCACCAACAAACUAAUUUGAACAGAUUGAAAAUCUCUGUGGAACAAGCCCAAGUAGCACAACAAGAGGCUUUACAACAAAACACUCCUGACUUAGCACUGCCCAAGAAGCUCACCGCCGAUACUCAGCCCGCCGUUUUGCCUUCGAUUCCAAGGAACAGAUCGAAAAGAUGUCGAAUGUUCAACUGCUUUGAUCAUUCACGAUGUUCGUUAACUUCAGGUUUCCCAGUGUACCUCUAUGACCCUGAUCAGUUUCCUGUCAUGCACGACGGAUGGGACGUGGAUGGGUUUUUGAAAACCACCCUCAAACAAACUCUAGGCUAUAACCCUCACUUGACUAAUGACCCUAAGGAGGCUUGCAUUUACUUGGUGUUGGUUGGCGAAGCUUUGAAAGACACUGACGAUGUGAGCGAAAACGUGGGAAAUCAUCUGAAUUUGCCCCCUUUGGAUUCUGAUGCUCUCAAAAGGCUGCCAUUUUGGGGAGGGGAUGGCAGAAACCAUGUUUUGCUGAACUUGGCUAGAAGAGAUCUCACUGCCGUUUCGGGAGAUGUUUUUUCCUCAAUUGACACUGGUCGUGCAAUCUUAGUCCAAUCAACAUUCACUCAAGAUCUCUACAGGCCAGGUUUUGAUCUCAUUAUCUCUCCCGUCCUUGGACCGCCAGGCGGUGACGUCUGGCAAGAGUGUGCCCCCAUGCUGCCGUCUCGUAGAAAGUACCUUCUCACUUUCCAGGGGGAAAUGAAGCCUCUUCAAAAAGCUCCCUCACCAAAACCCAAAAUAUUUGAUGAUUUGGAAGAGAGCGGUUCAGAAUUGGACAAGUUUGUGAUUGAUCAUUUGUUACAGCUGUCCAAAAGUGGGACCUCAGACAAAUUCCUGUUUGAGUUCAUAUGUAAUCCUGCAAGUGAUAAUACCAUCAAUACUGGAACUCAAGAUUGGGCUUUAUGUGGAACGGAUAGCAGUCGUAGAGCUGUCCUGAAGGAUUCUACAUUUGUUUUGAUAUUUGCGCCUGGUCAUAUGGAUCUUCUGUCGACUCCUUUGCUCCAAGCUCGGGUUUAUGAAUCACUGAGAUCUGGAGCAAUUCCGGUUGUCUUAGGGGGAGACCAGAUAAAACUCGCCUACGACGAGGUGAUCCAGUGGAGACGUGUCGCCUUGUUUCUACCCAGAACACGUAUAACUGAACUUCACUUUCUCCUGCGUGCCAUCCCCGAUGAAGACGUGCUCCUGCUGCGGCGGCAGGGGCGGCUAGUGUGGGAGCGGUACCUGGCCUCGGUGCAAAGCACUCUGGAUACCAUCGUGGCAGUAUUCAGGGAUCGACUUAAUAUACCGGCGUUGCCCGCCGACACUUUUCUUGCUGUUAGCGUCUUCAACGAUACCUUCCAGCCGAUACAGGUUCCUGUUGCCAGUGACAUUGAACAAGAAGAGAGUCUCGGUCCUAUGGAGCCCCCUUUCGACAGUCCAUCUUUCAGGCGAAACUAUAGCUUAUCGUUGGUGCAGGGCUAUGAAAUUUGGAACGACUGGGGCGAUCCAUUCCACCUGUAUCCUGCACUGCCCAUGGACCCCGUUAUGUCUUCAGAUGCAAAAUUCAUCGGUUCGGGUAGGGGCUUCAGACCCAUCGGUCAAGGACAAGGAGGAGCUGGUAAGGAGUUUUCCGAAGCCCUCGGAGGAAAUUCGCCAAGGGAACAGUUCACCGUUAUUCUGCUGACUUAUGAGAGGGAGCAGGUCUUGCUCGAUUCCAUAGCCCGUUUGAGGGGACUACCUUACCUAAACUCGGUAGUGGUCGUGUGGAACUCUCCGAGACCUCCCAGCGCAGAACUGAGAUGGCCUGAUAUCGGCGCUCCGGUGCAUAUUAUCAAAGCUGCCAGAAAUUCGUUGAACAACAGAUUCUUGCCGCUGGACAAUUUAAAGACUGAAGCGAUUCUGUCGGUGGAUGACGAUGCACAUUUGAGGCACGACGAAAUACUCUUCGGCUUCAGAGUGUGGAGAGAGCACAGGGAUAGGAUUGUUGGUUUUCCUGGAAGAUACCACGCCUGGGACCUGAAUACCAAAACUAGUUGGUUGUACAACUCGAACUACAGCUGCGAGCUGAGCAUGGUGCUGACAGGGGCAGCCUUUCUGCACCGUCACUACCUCCACCUCUACUGGAAGUGGCUGCCGCAGGCCAUCAGGGACAAGGUAGACGAGUACAUGAACUGUGAAGACAUCGCCAUGAAUUUCUUGGUCAGCCACGUCACCAGAAAGCCUCCUGUAAAAGUUACUUCGCGGUGGACAUUCCGAUGUCCCGGCUGUCCUCAGAGCUUGUCUGAGGACGACACACAUUUCCAGGAGAGGCAUAAGUGCAUCAACUUCUUCUCACAGGUUUUUGGGUAUACUCCUCUACUGAACACCCAAUAUAGGGCGGAUUCGAUAUUAUUCAAGACGAGGAUUCCCCACGACAAACAAAAAUGCUUUAAAUUCAUUUGAGGAUCACCAAUAUCAAGUCAUUUCUCAACAGGUUCUGUACAAUUUGUAUAUUUUCUUACAAAAGUUUUUAAGUUACAAGUUUUAUUUAUUUGUAUAUUUUUAAUCAAUAUAAAUUGUGAUAACUCAUUAAGACUUUUUUAAUGUUUUUAUUGUGCCAUUUUUUGUAUCAAGUGUGUAAAUAAAAUAAACGUUGUUAACAAGA